Carassius carassius (crucian carp) is the source of this 1572-nucleotide messenger RNA. It is a transcript of the gene as3mt, whose product is annotated as arsenite methyltransferase. Gene Ontology annotation, biological process: arsonoacetate metabolic process; toxin metabolic process. The record is from RefSeq and is a predicted model, not a curated record. Gene Ontology annotation, cellular component: cytosol. Gene Ontology annotation, molecular function: arsenite methyltransferase activity. The transcript has 11 exons. The coding region runs from base 72 to 1214 and encodes 380 amino acids. NCBI's taxonomy places the organism in Eukaryota, Metazoa, Chordata, Actinopteri, Cypriniformes, Cyprinidae.
AUUGCUCUCUGAUUGGCUGACCGUGUUACGGAAGUCGCGAGAAAAAACACCUUCUCGUUCAACAUUUAAUCAUGGCAGACGGACGUACAGCAGCCAGUAACACUGCAGUUUCAAGUGUCUACAAUGACGUGAAGGAAUACUAUGGAAAGACACUGAAGAAGACAUCUGAUCUGAAAAGCAAUGCCUGUGUCCCGUCUGCCAAGCCUGUUCCUGCAUACGUGAGAAAAGUCAUAGCUGAGAUCCAUCCAGAUGUUGUUGCAAAGUACUAUGGCUGUGGUCUGGUGGUCCCUGAGUGUCUGGAGUGCUGCAGCGUGCUUGAUCUCGGCUGUGGGAGCGGACGGGACUGCUACAUGCUCAGCCAGCUUGUAGGAGAGAAGGGACAUGUCACAGGCAUCGACAUGACUGAAGAUCAGCUUGAGGUGGCUAGGAAAUACAUUGAUUACCACACACAAAGAUUUGGUUAUAAAAAGCCAAACGUGAACUUUGUUCAAGGCUACAUUGAGGCCUUGGCAGAGUCCGGUCUGGAGGAGAAGUCAUAUGAUAUCAUCAUCUCAAACUGUGUGGUGAACCUGUCACCAGAUAAAGCCAGUGUCCUGAGGGAGGCUUACCGUGUACUGAAGGAUGGAGGGGAACUGUACUUUAGUGAUGUUUAUAGUGAUGCUGGAAUCCCCGAAGACCUCAAGGCCAACAAAGUGUUAUGGGGUGAAUGUCUCAGUGGAGCAUUAUGGUGGGAAGACCUGAUACGACUGGCUGAAGAGGUUGGCUUCUGUAAACCCAGACUGGUUACUGCUAGUAGCAUCACUGUGAGCAACAAGGAACUAGAGAAACUGCUUGGUGACCACAAAUUUGUGUCAGCCACAUACCGGCUCUUCAAAUUACCGAAAGGUUCAGAGAAGAAGUCCUGUCUGGUCAUGUACAAUGGAGAAAUGACAGGUGUGGAGGAAAGCUUCGAGUUUGAUGCCCAGUAUACCUUUAAGGUAGAUAAAGAGACAUGGGUGGAUGAUGAUGUGGCCAGCAUCUUGAGCAACUCCAGAUUUUCUGGAGAAUUUUCAUUUCGGCAUCAGGGGCUGAAAACCUCUGGCUCUGGAGAAUGCUGGGCUAAACCCAAGGCAGUGUCAGUCAAUCCCUUUGAGCUGCUCCAGCAGUUGGGCAGUGCAAGUGUAGCUCCUUCCACUGGGGAGUGCUGUGGAGACCAGCAAUCAUGCUGCCAGUAAAUCCCAGCUCAUUUCAAUGCAGUAUUCUUUGAUCUGGACUCGUUUUUGACACAUUUGUUGUUAAUUGUGACCGUGAUUGUGUAUACAAUUUAAUAUAACUCUAUACAGUAAUAUAGAAUUACUUAUAAUUUUGUGAUAGGCAACACAAAGAAAAACAAGAAGAAAUCAAUCAAUCUUGUAAUGUUUUAAAUGCAUCUGUAAUAAUACUGAUAAAUGUAUUUCAUUGACCAGUACCUCGUACAGGUCUAUAUUGUUGCAUAAUCUAAAGCUUUCACCUGGCAGGUUGAAUCUUUAUUGUAGUUUCUGUUGUGUUGCCAAGUUAACUGAAAACACAAAUGUCUUGAAUGUCUUCCCAAAA